Urocitellus parryii (Arctic ground squirrel) is the source of this 2483-nucleotide messenger RNA. RefSeq names its product zinc finger protein 527 (gene Znf527). Lineage: Eukaryota; Metazoa; Chordata; Mammalia; Rodentia; Sciuridae. The record is from RefSeq and is a predicted model, not a curated record. Gene Ontology annotation, biological process: regulation of DNA-templated transcription. Gene Ontology annotation, molecular function: DNA-binding transcription factor activity, RNA polymerase II-specific; RNA polymerase II cis-regulatory region sequence-specific DNA binding.
CUGGUUUCUAUAGCCCGCGGCGCCGGAGGCUGCUUUUCUGUGGAGUAAUAGAUAACAUCUGUUAUCUCUGAAGAUGCUUCUCUAAGGAACAAAUGGCAUUGGUUCCUCAGGUUUUUGUUGACCAUAUUCUAUUCGGACAUUGUGGAUUCUUGAAAGGACUUUGUUCUUAAUCAAAAAAACAAACUGAAGAAGAAAUGGCUGUUGGAUUUUGUAAAGUCAUGUCCCAGGGGUUGGUGACUUUCAAAGAUGUGGCUCUAGACUUUUCCCAAGAGGAAUGGGAAUGGUUGGACCCAUCUCAGAAGGAUUUAUACAGAGAAGUCAUGUUUGAAAACUACAGGAACUUGGUAUGGCUUGGCCUCUCCAUUUCUAAGCCCAACAUGAUCUCCUUAUUGGAGCAAGGAAAGGAACCUUGGAUGGUGGAAAGAAAGAUGUCACAAGAUCAGUGUGCAGACUGGGAGUCAUGGUGUGAAAUGAAGGAAUUGUCUCCAAAAUUGUUCAUUGAUGAGGAAGAAAUAUCCCAGUGCAUGGUAACAGAAAGACUCACAAGUCAUGGCCUUGAAUGCUGCAGUUUCAGAGAAGGCUGGAAAUAUGAGGGGUUUGAGUGGUAUCGGAGAAAUCAGGAGAGCCAUUUCAGGCAAAUGACAACUCUUAAGGACAUCUCUACUGGGAAAAGACACAAUGAAUAUAAUUAUUCUGGGAGAAGCCUCCCCCUGAAGUCAGUACUGUUAGCACAACAGAGAAUUCCCACAGUAAAACAAGCCCAUAAAUUUGAUAUAUAUGAUAAAUUCUUCACCCAAAAUUCAGUUAUAAUUGAAUAUGAAAGACUCCAUGCUAAGAAGGAAUCUUUGACAGGUAAUGAAUAUGAAGAAUUGAAUCAAAUUACUCACUUUAAUAAAGAUACACGAAUUCCUUCUGGUGAGAAACCUUAUAAAACUAAUAAUUUUUCAAAUUUCUUAAGUAUCCACUCAUUAUUUACUGAACAUCCAACUCAACGUAAUCAUUUUGGAAAAUUACCCCAUGAAUAUGAUGAAUGUGGUGAAGUCUUAAGCUGUUACUCAUUCUUUAAUCAACCUCAGAGAAUUCACAGUGGAGAGAAAGCAUGUGCAUGCAAUGACUGUGGGAAAGCCUUUAGCCAUGACUUCUUUCUCAGUGAACACCAAAGAACUCAUAUUGGAGAGAAGCCAUAUGAAUGUAAAGAAUGUAACAAAGCCUUCAGGCAGAGCGCUCACCUGGCUCAGCACCAGAGAAUCCACACGGGAGAGAAACCCUUUGCAUGCAAUGAAUGUGGGAAGGCCUUUAGCCGUUAUGCCUUCCUUGUUGAACAUCAGCGAAUUCACACAGGAGAGAAACCAUAUGAAUGUAAGGAGUGUAACAAAGCCUUCAGACAGAGUGCACACCUUAAUCAGCACCAGAGGAUUCACACUGGAGAGAAACCCUAUGAAUGUAAUCAGUGYGGAAAGGCCUUCAGCAGACGCAUAGCCCUCACUCUUCAUCAAAGAAUUCACACAGGAGAGAAACCCUUCAAAUGUAAUGAGUGUGGGAAGACUUUUGGCUAUCGCUCACACCUUAAUCAACAUCAGAGAAUUCAUACCGGAGAAAAGCCCUAUGAGUGCAUCAAGUGUGGCAAGUUUUUCAGGACUGACUCACAGCUUAAUCGACAUCAUAGAAUUCAUACUGGAGAGAGACCAUUUGAAUGCAGUAAAUGUGGGAAAGCCUUCAGUGAUGCUUUAGUUCUAAUUCACCAUAAGAGAAGCCAUGCAGGAGAGAAACCCUAUGAAUGUAGCAAAUGUGGGAAGGCCUUCAGUUGUGGCUCCUACCUUAACCAACACCAGAGAGUUCAUACAGGAGAGAAACCCUAUGAAUGUGAUGAAUGUGGGAAGGCUUUCCAUCAGAUCUUGUCCCUUAGACUACACCAGAGAAUUCAUGCUGGAGAGAAACCCUAUAAAUGUCAUGAAUGUGAGGAUAAUUUUAGCUGUGCCUCAGCUCUCAGACGACAUCAGCGAAUUCAUAAUAGAGAAACACUAUGAUAAUAACAAAUAUAGGAAAGAAAUCAUUUAGUCACCAUCCAGUCCUUAUCGAAUAUCAGUGAAUUCUGUUUGAUUAGUAAAGUCUACUAUGUAGUCCAUAUGAAAAAGCCUUUAGUUCACCAUCAUCCAUUAUUUGAAAUGACURGAGUAGUAGACUUUCUCCCCUGCUCAGUACCCCACCCUCAAUGCUUAUGAUUCUGAUGAAACUGUUAUUCAAGGACAGCAGUAGAUUGGUCACAGGCUGACCAAUUAUUUCCCCUCAACCUAGCUAUUAAUAAAAUAGCCCCUUCUGGACCAAUACAGUCCUUGAAGUAUUGUUAAGAGUAGUAAAAAAGAUAAUUUCUAUUUUUGGAAUUUCAAGCUUUGAGGAUUUAAUGGGGUUAAAAACUCACCAGUAGCCUUUGCCAUCCCAUGUGGAAAGCCUUCCCAAAGARAUUUCUAAUAGAGGAAAAUGGA